UGGAGAGAUUGCAAAUCAGUCAUGCUGAUCAGCUGGUAAAAUUAUGGAACAAUCAGGUUUUUGUGGAUUCCUUCAAAAAAUUAAAUCGCUUGUUUGUACAAUUUUGUAAAAAUCUUGCAAGUGUUUUUCCAUCUAACAUGCUCGGGAAGCACCAGAAACUAGAGAUGUUGGAAGUACAAAAUUGUGAUUCAGUUGAAGAGAUUUUUGAAGUUCUUGAGAAAAGGUCCUGUAUGAUAGAGGAAGUUGUUGCCAAGGGGGAAGAAAUCCCCAGGUUUGUAUUCUCUAAAUUAACCAACCUGUAUCUAGGGAUGCUACCAAGUCUCAAAAGUUUCUACGCAGAAAUGCAUUUUUCAGAAUGGCCAAAUUUGAAAGUGUUGAAGGUAUAUGGUUGUAAUAAUGUGGAGAUCCUUGCUUCAGAAGUAUUGAGCAUCCGAGGGAGUCAUGGAGACAGUCAACAGCCACUGUUCUUCUUUUACAAGGAUGCAUUCCCUAGCUUGAAAAAACUAGAGUUACGUGAAAUGCCCAGGUUAAAGCAUCUGUGGAGAGGAAAUUUUCUGCCUUCCAAUGCUUUUCAAAAUCUCAAGACUCUAAAAGUAUCAGAAUGUGACAGUUUAGAAAAUUCAUGGUCCUCAUCAGUGUCUUUUCAGAAUUUGUCAACUCUGCAAGUUUCAAAGUGUGAUGGAUUGAGAUAUUUACUAACCCCCUCAAAAACUAAAACUUUGGGUCAACUUACAAGAGUGAAUGUAUCUGAUUGCAAAAGGAUGGAGGAAAUUGUGACACAUUUGGGAAAUGUAUCUGAUUGCAAAAGGAUGGAGGAAAUUGUGACACAUUUGGGAGAUGAAGUAAUGGAGAAUUCAAUUGUUUUCAACAACUUGGAUUGUUUGGAACUUCACUGCUUGUCCAGCCUUAAAAGCUUCUGUUGUGGGGAUUAUUCUCUUGAAUUCUCAUGCUUAAAAAAAGUAGUUGUCAGGCAAUGCUUGGAGAUGGAGACUUUUUGUCAUGGAGUUUUAAGCACACCAAAGCUCGAAAGACUACAGUGGACAGAAGGAGAGGAUGAAGUAGAGGAAUGUUGGGAAGGCAACCUUAAUUCCACCAUACAAUAUUUGUACAAAAAUAUGAAAGUGUGGAGCUCCAAUCAAGAUUGAGGUCAUUCCUUUAAAUAGUUUGCAAUAGACCAUUGCUUCAUUUCCUCCAGGUGAAGAGGGGCUUUGUUUCUGCCAUCUUAACUGAUUUUAUCCUCAAAUUUUGUUGAAGGUUGAGGCCUUGCAAUGCUGAGUAUAAGAUUUUUGGUAUUUUACUUUAAUGGUCUGCUGUACUUGAUGCUGUUUCAUUUAUUUUACCAGAUCUAAUGAUCAAGAUGCAUCUAUACUGCUAGGAAUCCUACAUUGGUUGAGAAUUGAUUCGGGUAUGAGCAUAUAAACUUUGGAGAAAGUGUCACUUCUUGAAUUAACUCAUGGGGUGGGAGAGAUUCAAAAACAUUUUGUGGCCGUGGUUUCAAAAUCCAAGGUCCCGUGGAUUGGCCACUUAAUGUGAAAACUGUCCAGUGUAUCGCUCAGAAGAAUUAGACAAUGGCUCCAGAAAUGGCUAUGGCUUCUGUCUCUGAAGUUGCAUCAAAGGCUACAUCAGAUAUGUAUGAUUUGCUAACACAGCAAAUCUCUUAUUUCAGAUACAAGAAAACCUGUCAUUUUUAUCCUCAAUAAUUGUUAAGACAAGUUCAGAGAGCCAUUUCAAGCCCACUUCUGAGUUAGAAGAAGGCCAGCAGUUGGUUUAAGUUUGAAGAUAUAGAGGCCCAUUUAUCUCUACUCAAUACUGUGCGUUUUGGUGACUUCUCAUUAAGCCAAAACGCACCGUUUAGAGUUAGUUGAAGCUUCAUCUAGAAGACUCUGAAUGUACUGUUGGUACAAAGAUCUACGCUCUUCUUUUCUAAGUCUUCAGUUCUUCUCUUUUCAAGUCUCAUUUAGCCAAGAAUAAUCUAACGGCAUUUGUUUUAAAGAUCAGAUAGUUGUUUUGUAAGAGUUAGUUAGUUAUUAAUGGUUGUGAUGUAGUUACGUAACUGUAGCCAGCCUGUAAUCUUAGAUUUUGUAUAAAUACUCUGUAAAACCUAAUUUUUUUUUCUAAUGAAAAUCUUGAGGAAUUUCAGUA
This is a messenger RNA of Mangifera indica (mango), 2142 nucleotides long. RefSeq lists its product as uncharacterized. The record is from RefSeq and is a predicted model, not a curated record. The transcript is spliced from 5 exons. Lineage: Eukaryota; Viridiplantae; Streptophyta; Magnoliopsida; Sapindales; Anacardiaceae. The coding region runs from base 138 to 1145 and encodes 335 amino acids.